CAGAUUAAAUCUUUGUACACAAUAUCAUUGCAUUAUUUCAGUCAUGCUAUAAUAAGCUCAGAAAAAUAUAUUGUUGAACAAAUUAAGAUAUGGAAUGGAUUGUUUACGGCGAAAUCUAGUCGUUUUUUUGUGGUAGAUAUAUUCAUUCAACAGUUUUAUUUGUCAAAGAUACCUACACAGUAAUAGACGUACUGUCGAAGAAACUCGAUGACAAUUAUUCUUCGAUGAUGUGAUGCAUAUUAUCAUGUAUUUCAUCUAGAUAAGCACAACCUGAACGUUUAUUAUAGCAAUUGCUACGGAAGUUUAAAAAUACUAUUUAAAGUGAACAGACAGACAGACAUAUAUACAUGAUAUUUGAUAGCUGCAAGCACUUUUUAUGUAUGUCUGUAUGAUAAAUGUUAAGUGGACUAAUAUAACAAUAGAAAUGGACCUAUGUGUUUAAUGACAAGUCUUAUGAGACAAACAGAAAAAAACUGACAACAUGAUUGAAUCAAGUGAAAAAGAAACUCGCGCGAUCUUUAUGAACUUUAAGGAAUUGCGAUGCUUAGAAAAGAAAAUGCGGGCUCUGGAUUUAGAAAAAUCUUACAAUAUCAGUUUAAUAAAUCUAGAUCAAAAAGUUGUAAAAGUGAAAUAUAAACGGUUACACGAUAAAGUGUCCAAAAUAAAAUCUCACCUCAGCGUGAAUGAACUGGACGAACUCAAAAAGCUAGAAGAAGAGGGAAAGUUAAAGAUAAAUCUUCCUUCAUCCGAUAUAAAUGUAAAGAUAAUUGCAGCUGAAAAGAGACUAAAACUAAUGCCAAGAGCUAAAAGUGCUGUACCACGGUUACAGUCCAGUCGAACAGAAGCAGAAAAGAAAAAUAUGGAUUUAAUUCUUAAAACACCAAGAUCAGCACGACGUUUUCGAACUCCAUCGGCAACGCCACGUACCCCUGAGGCAACGCCGCGUAGAGAGCUAUUAAGAACACAUUCCAAGUCCAAUAAGUCAAAUACCCCGAGAAAAUCGAUAUCACCAAAACCUGAGAUUGAAUUCGAGGAAGGUGAUUACAUUGUGCCAAAAUCUGUACGUGAAGAGAGACGGAGAUCUAUCAACAUCCGAUGUAUUGAUGAAGAUAUAAAGACUUUUAAAAUACCGAGUGUAGCUGUUAUACAAGAGACAGAUGUUUAUGAUAACAUUUCAAUACAAGGUAGUACAACUUCUCGUAAUGGACUUGAUAUUCAUAAAAUUGAAUUAAAAGAUUCAGAACACAACUCUGAUGCACGCGCUCCUAGUCCAGUAAUAACUAUUACGGAUGUAGGAGUAAGUAAACGCAAAAAUUCGUUUAGCAAACCUAGAAAUAACUUAACGAUCAACAGUACAGAUAAAGCAAAAACGGGCUCUGGAUCUACAGCAAAUGAUAUUAAGAAACCUAGUUCUCCGGUUAUAAAAGUGACCAAUGUAGAUUCUAAUGAAAGUCCGCUAAAUAAGUCUUCAUUUUUGCAGCUGCCAACAGAGGAAGGUCAGAAUAGAUUGUGUACAGAAGAGCAAGUUAAUCAUAGUUAUUCUGGGCCCUCUAAAAUAAGGCCAAUGAGCGUCCCAGCCACUCAGGUUACAGAUUUCGGCGCAAUUCACAAGAAAAAUCGUCCUAAAACAGCCAUGGAACUAGCUUUAGAAACUCGUAAAAAAUCUGUUAUUGAUAUUCAACGUGCCUCUACUUUACUUAAGGAAGGUAAAACGAGGUCACCUUUCUCAAGCCAUGAAAAGGAACCGGAGGAUAAGAAAAAAACAAAGCCAUUUCGCUCUAUAAGGGAAGGUAUAAACUCUACAACUAACUACACCGAUGUUCUAGACAACACAUUGGGCGAUGAUCUUCACAAAGAAAUGAAGAAAGGUAUGAUACUUAGCGAAGUAGCCACUGGAUUAUAUCUUGAAGAAAAAAUUGACAACUUCUUAGAAAAGGUAGACGGUUACGUUAAGGAAAACCCAAAUUACGUAUAUGACCCAAAUGCGCCUAAGAUAAAGACAGUUCGGAGGAAAAAGUCUCCGAAGAAACCGAAACGAAACAAACUACGUCGUCGCAACCUAGAGAGACAACUGAUAGAGGUAGACAUCGAAGAAAUGAAGAAAAGUCGGUGGCUACGGACGGACGAUGAAAACUUAGAUUCAACGGGAAUUAACACGUUGGUGGUAGAUCAGAUGAGAAUGUUAAGUAAGCUUCGACACUCAUAUGACGAUUAUGAGUGGAAAAUGAGAAUGGUGGUAAUAAAAUAUCUUCAUAUUGAAGAAAAAGACGGAUAUCCAAAUCCAAGUUUCAGAUUCAAUUCCGGUAUCGUUAUUUGUCAAAGAUACCUACACAGUAAUAGACGUACUGUCGAGGAAACUCGAUUGCAAGUAUUCUUCGAUGAGGUGAUGCAUAUUAUCAUAGCUAAAAGUGCUGUACCACGGUUACAGUCCAGUCGAACAGAAGCAGAAAAGAAAAAUAUGGAUUUAAUUCUUAAAACACCAAGAUCAGCACGACGUUUUCGAACUCCAUCGGCAACGCCACGUACCCCUGAGGCAACGCCGCGUAGAGAGCUAUUAAGAACACAUUCCAAGUCCAAUAAGUCAAAUACCCCGAGAAAAUCGAUAUCACCAAAACCUGAGAUUGAAUUCGAGGAAGGUGAUUACAUUGUGCCAAAAUCUGUACGUGAAGAGAGACGGAGAUCUAUCAACAUCCGAUGCAUUGAUGAAGAUGUAAAGACUUUUAAAAUACCGAGUGUAGCUGUUAUACAAGAGACAGAUGUUUAUGAUAACAUUUCAAUACAAGGUAGUACAACUUCUCGUAAUGGACUCGAUAUUCAUAAAAUUGAAUUAAAAGAUUCAAAACAAAAAUCUGAUGCACGCGCUCCUAGUCCAGUAAUAACUUUUACGGAUGUAGGAGUAAGUAAACGCAAAAAUUCGUUUAGCAAACCUAGAAAUAACUUAACGAUCAACAGUACAGAUAAAGCAAAAACGGGCUCUGAAUCUACAGAAAAUGAUAUUAAGAAACCUAGUUCUCCGGUAAUCAAAGUGACCAAUGUAGAUUCUAAUGAAAGUCCGCUAAAUAAGUCUUCAUUUUUGCAGCUGCCAACAGAGGAAGGUCAGAAUAGAUUGAGUACAGAAGAGCUAGUUAAUCAUAGUUAUUCUGGGCCCUCUAAAAUAAGGCCAAUGAGCGCCCCAGCCACUCAGGUUACAGAUUUCGGCGCAAUUCACAAGAAAAAUCGUCCUAAAACAGCCAUGGAACUAGCUUUAGAAACUCGUAAAAAAUAUGUUAUUGAUAUUCAACGUGUCUCUACUUUACUUAAGGAAGGUAAAACGAGGUCACCUUUCUCAAGCCAUGAAAAAGAACCGGAGGAUAAGGAAAAAAUAAAGCCAUUUCGCUCUAUUAGGGAAGGUAUAAACUCUACAACUAACUACACCAAUAUUCUAGACAACACAUUUGGCGAUGAUCUUCACAAAGAAAUGAAGAAAGGUAUGAUACUUGGCGAAGUAGCCACUGGAUUAUAUCUUGAAGAAAAAAUUGACAACUUCUUAGAAAAGGUAGACGGUUACGUUAAGGAAAACCCAAAUUACGUAUAUGACCCAAAUGCGCCUAAGACAAAGACAGUUCCGAGGAAAAAGUCUCCAAAGAAAUCGAAACGAAACAAACUACAUCGUCGCAACCUAGAGAGACAACUGCAAGAGGUGGACAUCGAAAAAAUGAAGAAAAGUCGGUGGCUACGGAAGGACGAUGAAAACUUAGAUUCAACGGGAACUAACACGUUGGUGGUAGAUCAGAUAAGAAUGUUAAAUAAGCUUCGACACUCAUAUGACGAUUAGUACAGUGGAUAGUGAAAUCUGUGAUACAGAUAUAUAACGUUACAUCAUCAUAAGAUACGUUGUUGGCCAACGUGAUUCUUGUAUUGUAAUGUGGUGUGACUAUAAGAGAAAAAUACAUUAUCACACACCCGUGCCGAUUUUGCGACUCCGUAAAAAUGGUAUUGCACGGCCGUGCAUGUAUUUUGACGUGACGUCAUUAGCGUUAUACAAACAUAGUGUAAAGAGCGCUAAAUGUUAGCGUUAUACUAUAGGCACGUCAAUGAAAAAUGACUCGUACUUCACUUUAAACGGUCUUUAUUUUUGGUAUGUGAUAAAUAGACUAUUAAAUUCGUGUAAGUUCAUUACUGAAUUUAUUGCACUCGUUGAAUAAAAUAAUAUUAUGCUCGCCAGAGGCUCGCAUAAAUAGAGGAUAUUGAAUGAGUGUAAGUUCAAUACUGAAUUUAUUGCACGAGUUGAAUAAAAUUAUAUUAUGCGAGCCUAUGGCGAGCAUAAUAUUAUUAUAUUCAACGAGUGCAAUAAAUUCAGUUUUGAACUUACACGAAUUUAAUAUUCUAUUUAUCACAUACCCAAAAUUAAAACUGUUUAAAGUGAAAUAAGAGUCAUUUUUCAUUGACGCGCCUAUAGUGUAACGCUAACAUUAGCGCGUCUUUACACUAUGUUUGUAUAACGCUAAUGACGUCACGUCAAAAUAUAUGCACGGCCGUGCAAUACCAUAUUUACGGAGUCGCAAAAUCGGCACGGGUGUGUGAUAAA
Molecule: messenger RNA, 4567 nt
Organism: Ruditapes philippinarum (Manila clam)
Lineage: Eukaryota; Metazoa; Mollusca; Bivalvia; Venerida; Veneridae
Exons: 5
Coding region: 482-3814 (1110 amino acids)
Source: RefSeq, a predicted model, not a curated record